Centropristis striata (black sea bass) is the source of this 4399-nucleotide messenger RNA. RefSeq names its product scavenger receptor cysteine-rich type 1 protein M160-like. The transcript is spliced from 19 exons. Gene Ontology annotation, cellular component: membrane. The record is from RefSeq and is a predicted model, not a curated record. The coding region runs from base 1 to 3885 and encodes 1294 amino acids. NCBI's taxonomy places the organism in Eukaryota, Metazoa, Chordata, Actinopteri, Perciformes, Serranidae.
AUGAAGACUCUUCCUUCACUCUUCCGAGUGGCCAUCCAGGUCUUGGCAGUGCCUUCCUCUAGUGCUCCAGUGGAGCGAGUCUUCAGCCACGGCGAGGACAGGCUCAUUCUAGAGAAAGGUAACAACCCGUGUGAAGGCCUCCUGAAAGUCUACCAUGCAGAUAAAUGGGGCUUUGUUGGAUGUCAAGGCUGGAGCCAAGAAGCUGACCAAGUGGUGUGUCGGAGCACGAACUGUGGGGAGCGAGUGAACGGCUCAGAAGAGACGGCUCAGGAGCGCGUUGACCCCGUCCUGCUCAACAACUUAGAGUGCAAAGGAACAGAGCAACACCUGUGGAAGUGUCCUAACCCUGGUUGGGGCAUCCUCGACAUCCACAAGGGCACCGUGAGGAAAGUUCAAUGCUCAAGUCAAAUCAAAAUAGACCUGGAUGGAUUUCGAUGCGAGGGAAUUGUCCGGUUCUCCAGAGAUAAUGGAAAUACAUUCACAGGGGUCAUUUGUAGAGAUGGCUUCAAAAAAGAGGAAGCCGAUCAUUUGUGUGAAAGCCUCGGGUGUGGUACGUCCAAGGAAGUGACAACCAGAAAAGCCGAAGGUGUAUCAGAAAGGAUCAAGAUCAACUGUCCCGACCCAGCAAAAAAGAAAAUCGACAAUCUGUGGCAGUGUUCUCCUACAGUAUCUGAAGAAUCAACAUGCUCACAACCUGCUGCUGUCACAUGCACACGUCACGAGAGACUGCAACUCACAGGAGACCCGUCCAAUGUGUGUGCUGGGAAGCUGGAAAUAGAGGAGGGAGACGUCUGGAAACCUGCCAUCAACAUCAGUAGCAGUCCUGAUGAGUGGUGCGAGCAAAUGAACUGUGGCACCAAAAAAAAUCACAGCCAGAGUGCUACAAACCUGAAAUGCCCAGACCAGGUGAAAGUGGUUCUGAUGAAGAAUAAUAAACCCAGUUACUGCUAUGGUGAAGUUCACAUUCAGAAGAAUGGAGGAAGUAAAGCCGUGUGUGCCACCGGAUGGGAAAAGAAGGAUGCUGAAAUUGUUUGCAAGGAGCUAAAAUGCGGCAGUGUGAUUAGUACAGAAGCGAGGCGGUCAUCUGCAGCAGGGAUAAUGGAUAAUGUGAAGUGCUCCGGCAGUGAAUCCUCUCUCUGGCACUGCAGAGGCAGCCAUGGAGACGUUUCCUGCAGAAACGUUGCCUACGUCGUCUGUGAAAAAAGUGCAGAGGUGAAACUGGUGGACGGUCCUGAACGUUGUGCUGGCAGAGUGGAGAUCAAGUAUGAUGGUGAAUGGCGAUGGAUCAAUAGAAAUACAUGGAUUGGAGACGAAAAUUCAGAUGUUGUCUGCGAACUACUGAAAUGUGGGAAAAAAAGAGAUAAUGGUGAAAAAUUCAGCAAGGGUUCAGUCAGGGCAUUUCUGGAUAGGAAUGUACAGUGUAGUAAAGGUGCCAAACAUAUAUCUAAGUGUAUUGCAGAGAACAAACUGACCAACAACCCAUCCGGGGACGAUGCUGUGGGAAUAACGUGUGAAAAGCACAAGAUGCUGUUUCUGCAGGGAGAGGGUGCCUGUUCGGGCAUGGUGGGGAUAGAGCAGGGUGCCAAAACCUCCUGGCUCUCCGGGUCGACGGCGUGGACCCAAGACACGGCAAACGCAGUGUGUCGACAGAAACACUGUGGGGAAGCAGACACCUUUACCUCCAUCCCAAAUAAUCUGACCGGAGAUGUUUGGACUGAAUCCUACAGUUGCCCAUCCACCGCCACAUCUCUGUUUGACUGUAAACAAGGAACAAAACCGGACCAAAACGACACUAUCGCCACUGUGGAAUGCAAAGGAACAAUCAAUGUGAGCCUGAGCAAUACGUGUUGGGGAACUGUCAAAGCUUGUAUAGAUGGGAAGUGUGGAGGUGUUUGUGCAGAGACCUGGACCCCUGAGAGGUCUAAGCAGCUGUGCAAAAACUGGGACUGUGGGGAAAAUAUCCUGAAGCCGUUCUCAAAGCCUGCCAACCACCCCGUGACCGUCAAGAGUUUGCAUUCUACAAAGAAUAUAAACAACCUGGACCGGUGCAGCUUCAUCAAAUAUGAUGGAAACGACAACACCUGUAACAAUAAUCCAGCCUAUGUUGUUUGCUCAGGUAGUGUCGAGUGCAGAUUUGAGCCUUCCAGAGACAAAUGUUCUGGAAAUGUGCAGGUCUAUUAUGAAGGAAAGUGGCUCCCAGUUUGCAAAAAUGCUCUUGACGCCCAAACACAAAAGACCAUCUGUGAGGAGCUGCAGUGUGGUGAGCCUGUCAAAACGAUUGAACACUUCGGACCUAAAUCACAACCUGUCAUCUCACAAAUAGUUUGCUCUGAAAAGGACAAGUCAUUAAGAACAUGUACUAUUACUGCUGACUCUGGCACCUGCGAUCUCGGUGGCCUCCAGUGCUCCAAAUGGACUAAGAUGGAGGUCACACAAGGAGCGGCCUGUAGUGGAGCUCUGCAUAUUCUCUCGAAGGAGAAAAAAACUGCUGUUUCCUACGAAGGCUUCACAGAAAAUGAGGGGGAUAAAAUUUGCGGGAAUCUGAAUUGCGGCAAAUUUCAACCAGGGAAUAACCCUUCUUCUUCUCAAGCACCCGAGAAAACAAGCUUCAACUGUAGCAAGACGCCAAAAAACAUCUGGGAAUGUGACAGCGAAACCUCGUCGUCUUCAGAGAUGCAAACAGUCUACAUUAAAUGUCAAGAUGAGCCCCAGGUCACCCUUUCAAAUCAUGAUCAGUGUCAUGGUGAAGUGAAGAUAAAUGGCGUUGAGGUGUGUGCCACUGGCUGGAAAGAAGAGUAUUCAACAAAGGUUUGCCAAGAACUGCAAUGUAUCACCGCUAUCCCUGGUUUGAUCAGCGGUAAAGAAGCUGUGACAGGCAAGAAGUACCACCAUGUGAGCUGUGAGGAGAACCAUCAUGUACUUGGCCAAUGCAAGAGAUUUGAGGAAAAGUGUUCUGGGCAGCUGGUGUCUGUGUACUGUGUUCGCAAUAUCAAGUUCAACACUACAGAACAUUGUGGAGGUCAGAUUGAAAUCAAUUAUCGAGAUCGGUGGGAAAAAGUUUGUCCCCCUGCGUUAUUUCCCUCCAACUUGAAGACAGAGCUGUGCAAAAAAUUGAUUGAUAAAAAUGGUAUGGCAUGUGGUGGUCACAAUAGCAGCAUGAAGGAUUCAACAAAGAGCGAUUCGGUUGAUAUUUCCACAACACUGACUUGCACAAACAAGCACAAUGACAUCAAGUACUGUGUCGAGCACAAGUCUUGUGCAAAGUCCAAACCAGCUGAAAUCUACUGUAAUGGUUAUGUGGCCCCAGUAGUAAAACCCCCUCCAGUCGCAGGACCCCCACUGGUGCCUAUCUUACUGGGAGUGGUAUUUCUUCUGGUUCUGGUGAUUGUGAUUGUUCUGUUUAUACGGUUUUACAUCGUCAAGAAAGGCAAAAAAGUCUUUAAUACCUCAUCGAGAAUGUUUUCACGGCACGAAGAGGAGUUUGGCAGUGGCGAAUUCGAGGAUAUCAAAGAAAACGAAAUGGAAGACUUGACUCGCAGCAGAUUCAGAUCAGAUGCUGAGGUCGUCAUGGAGACGGACGCCCGGAGCACUUCCUCCUACGAUGACAUCGAUGAGGCUCAGGCCCUGACGCCUCAGAACGCCACGCCUGUCUCAGAAAACAACUACAUCAAUGAGGGAGUACUUGAUCGAAACACAGAUGGUGUGACCUACGAGGUGGAAGACCCGCAGGAGAAUUACGACGACAUUGAAGCCAGCCCUGAACUGACUCAGACCGAAGCUGAAGUCCACCACAGCCCCCAAACCGCACCUGAAAGCAACGCCGCGGUACCUUUUGGAUUAGUGCUGGGGGAGGACGACUACUUGGUGCCAGGCCAGGAUGGGUGAGCCAAAACUGGGUUUAGAUAGAAAGUGGCUCCCCCCAAAACAUGGCAACCAAAGUCACAAUUACAGGCGGACAAAGAAAGAAAUAUAAGAGUAUCAUCGGUAAAGAAUCUUGUUUUAUGCAGCAGAAAUACGAUGGUAAAAAAAAAAAAAAGUAUUAGUGCUGGGGGAGGACGACUACCUGGUGCCAGGCCAGGAUGGGUGAGCCAAAACUGGGUUUAGAUAGAAAGUGGAUCCCCCCAAAACAUGGCAACCAAAGUCACAAUUACAGGCGGACAAACAAAGAAAUAUAAGAGUAUCAUCGGUAAAGAAAUUUGUUUUAUGCAGCAGAAAUAAGAUGGUAAAAAUAAAAGAAAGUAUAAUAUGAAAUAUUUAACACUUGGCUGAGUUUCAAAGAUACAGUAAGAUCAUCUAGUAGUCUAGACGGAUUUCAGAAUAAAGGCCUCCUGUAAGAAGUGAGGAGCAUUUAUGGGUACAAGUCAGGAACCGGCCUACCUUACAUAUUUCAAGGGUGCUG